Malus domestica (apple) is the source of this 517-nucleotide messenger RNA. The record is from RefSeq and is a predicted model, not a curated record. NCBI's taxonomy places the organism in Eukaryota, Viridiplantae, Streptophyta, Magnoliopsida, Rosales, Rosaceae.
CUUGGAUUACAGACCAUCCACACCAUUUGCUCGCACCACAACGCAGACAGUGAACAGUAAGCUAUUAGCUCUCUCUUUUUCUCUCUAAAUGGUUGGGCCGUAGACGACCAUAAAAAUGGCUGUUUCAUUCCACUCGGUGCCGGGCUUCAAUUCCACGUUACAGGCUAAGUACCAGAAUGUGUCAAAAGGUUCUGUUGGAGCUUCUAUACCAGCGGCCACCACCCAAUUCACAUCCUUCUUUGGAGCGUUUGGACAAAGGAGGAAUGUAAGCGAAAAACGAUGGGGCUUAUGUCUUUCAGUUGCAGAUAGCAAUCAGCUCACCACAGACACUGGUGUCAUUGAUAAGUCCGGAUCUCAAACUUCUGAUGCUCCCAAUGGCUCUUUGGAUACUUCAAAUCCAAAGCAGGAGGCAUCUCUUUCACCUGACGUUCAACCCAAGUAAAAAAGAUCGCCGCUAACAGCAAGGGAGAGAUUGAGGGUGGCCAAGGUUCUCAGUCGUUACACAGACUCAAAGCCA